AUGGCCGGUGAGCUACCCCGAGAAGCCUCCACUGGGCUUCCCCGCACUUUUGCUAGUUGUUUUCGCAAAGCACCGGAUGAUAUUUCUUCUCAGUCGUCGCUAAUCAAGCUAGUUUCCUUCAUUAAUGGAGCACGAAUCCUUGAAUAUGAAGAUGAUGAAUACGAGCAUUUGAUUGCUCCUCAUCAAAUGAGUUUGGUUGGCAAGUUUGCAUAUGGGAGACCAAAAAUAGAGGAUAUACAUAAAGAAUUCAAGAAAAUUGGGUUCAAUGGAGCAUACACUUUAGGGUUGAUGAACCCUAGGCACGUUUUGAUUCGAUAUGGACGCGAAGAUGACUAUCAACGUUGUUGGAUGCGAACGUUUUGGAAUGUAACCGGCUUUUCCAUGAGAAUUCUCAAGUGGAAACCAGGUUUCAAGUUUGAAGAGGAUCCGCCAAUAGUACCAAUUUGGGGUUCGCUUUGCAAUCUCCCGAUUGAAUUCUUAAACCCGAAGUGCUUCAAGAUUGGUCACAAAGUAGAGGAUUGCAAGAAAGGUUUGUCAUUGAAGAAAGAGAGGAAGGGCAAACAACAAUCGGAGGAACAUGGAACGAAGCAAUUGAAACCCGCACAGCCAUCGCAAGUUGUACCCUUGCGCGCUAGGGUUUCGGAAAAGCCACUGGAGAAUGUGCAUAAGGAACGAGAUACUGCUGUAGUUGGCUCGUUGUCACGUUUGACGGAGAAGGAGAAGGCAGCUACAGUUGUUGAUGUUCGCGACUCCCCCCCAAAGGCAAGCUCACUCCCAAAGUCGCAACAAGGGAGCAUCACGGAAACCCUAGUCGUAGGCUGCGGAACUCAGGCCUGCGGAAUCCCUAACUCCGCAAGCUGCAAUGCUAGUUUGGAUGAUGCAGCACCAUCUCCAUCUCAGCCAGAAUUGCUUGGAAUCUCUGUCGAUGGACAAGACCCUCCUCCAGUAGUAACGCUCCAAGUCCCUUCCCAACAGGCGUUGCUACAAUUGGAGAACAUGGAAGGUCCCUUGUGUAUUGGACACUCUUCGAAUGAUGGAACUGUUGGUGUUAACUCAGAUUUCUUGGAGUCUGAUAUUGGAAAUCAUGCCUGCUGGUCGGAAGGGGAUAUGGAGAAUGUACUUGUUAAUGAUAGAGACAAGGGUUUAUUUCAUGAAGAUGUCAAGCACAUGAUCGCAUUUAGACAACUCCACUCUUUGGCCCCUUGGAUGAUUGGAAGCGACUUUAAUGUCAUUCGCACCUUGGAUGAAUAUUCAGGAUCUUUGAUUCAAGACUUGGCAGCCAUCUCAGAAUUUAAUGAAUGCAUUCAUAAAUGCGACCUUGAAGAUAAUCAGGCGAUUGGUGAAGAGUUUACAUGGGGCGGGGGCGGGGGGGUACUCGCCAAACGGGAUGGCUCUGAUCACUGCCCAAAGCUCCAUUUGUUUGAUAUCCAAUUGGCUAGUAAAUCGAGAGUUUUUGGGUUUCAAAAAAUGUGGUCAAGGAGGCCGGAUUUCCUUGCCAUAGUUAAACACAAUCGAGACUUGCCAUUGGAAGCUUUUGGUAUGUUGAGGUUCUCACUCAAGCUGCAACGGUUGAAAGCUAAAUUAAACGAGUGGAAUAAAGAAACCUUUGGUGAUGUUUUUGCUAAUUUAAAGGCGGCUGAGAAGAAAGUCCAAAAUCUUGAAGGAGUAUAUGAUACAACAGGUGCAAUUCAAGAUAGGGUGCGGUUGAAUGCUGCCAAGGCCGAGUUGCUCAUGACGAUCAAGGAACAUGAUGACUUUUGGUCUCAAAAAAUAAAACUGAAUAUUGAACAAGAGGCAGUUACUUUCUUCUCGGCCUUGUUGAAUGACAAUGAUAUUGAUCCGCUUUGUGAUGAAAAGCAAGAUAUGUUUGUUGACCAUAUUCCGCGUCUUCUUGAUAAUGAUGAUGAGAAUGAAGCAAUGACAAGACGCCUUAAGGCUCUAGUUGCGCAAGGUAGGGUGGCUGCCUAUGGUACUUCGGUUGGUUCCUUGCCAGUUACUCAUCUCGCCUUUGCGGAUGAUGUGAUCAUUUUCUCAAGGGGUCUAAAGAGAUCAUUGAAGGAAUUUAAUGGUUUUCUAAUGGACUAUGAGAUUGCUUCGGGUCAAAAGGUGAGUCGGCCAAAGAGCUCUUUUAUGGUAGCAGAGAAUUGCAAAGCAAGAAGGGUGGUUAUAAUUCAAAGGGAGCUUAGCAUUCAGCGUGGAACAUUUCCUUUUUCUUACCUUGGCUACAAAUUAUAUCUUGGUCGAAGGACAGCAUCCACUUUCCAAUUCUUAUUGGAUCAUCUUGAUCGAAGACUCCUUAGUUGGAAAAACAAGAUGCUUAGUCAAGGAGGGCACUUGGGGUUGAUCAAACAUGUUUUAUCAUCCAUUCCAGUCCAUGUGUUCUUGGCCCUCCCUCCUCCAUGGUCGGUCAUUCUAGAGAUUGAAAAAAGGUGCCAAAAAUUUCUUUGGCGGGGAAUGAAUGAAGAGUCUCAACAUAAUUGGAGAUCGUUGAAUAGAAUUACUUUCCCAGUUAAUGAAAAUGGCUUGGGGAUUCAUGGUUUUCAGGAGUUCAUUGAUGCCUUGACUAUCAAAUUUUGGUGGAAAAUGAAGAACAAAACCGGAAUAUGGAGUAGGUUUCUCCUCUCAUUAUCUACUACAUCUAAAAACAAGACUUUUUGGAAGAGAAUUUCUAAAGUGGAGAAUAGGGCUGUUGUGCAUACAAAAGUCAUUGUUCCUAGAGGAGACCGCUCUUUUUGGUUUGAUAAUUGGUCGCCCCAUGGAGUUCUUUGGGACAUUCAAGGACUGGAACCACCUUUACCGGACCUAAGCAUUCGGGAAUUUUUCCAAAACCGGCAGCAUUACCUCCCAUUAUUGCAGCCAUCUCUUUCUGAUGAGAUCCUUCACUUCCUUAUGGUUCACGACCAAGUCCUUAUGAGGAGUAUGACCUCCUUGUUUGGCAGCAUACACCUACAGGAGUCUUUUCGGUUAAAUCCGCCUACGAAGCUUUGA
Molecule: messenger RNA, 2988 nt
Organism: Oldenlandia corymbosa var. corymbosa
Lineage: Eukaryota; Viridiplantae; Streptophyta; Magnoliopsida; Gentianales; Rubiaceae
Source: the annotation of a GenBank genome assembly